Molecule: messenger RNA, 12759 nt
Organism: Rattus norvegicus (Norway rat)
Lineage: Eukaryota; Metazoa; Chordata; Mammalia; Rodentia; Muridae
Source: RefSeq, a predicted model, not a curated record
UUCCCUCUUCCUCCUCCUUCCACUUCUCCUCCUCCCCUUCCUCCUCCUCGCCCUCCUCCUCUUUCUCCUCCCCCUCUCUAAGUGUACAGACUGCACCCUACCACCUGGUUGGCUUCUGACAAACGGGCAUCUCUCCCUUUUUAGGGACCAGGGACACAGAGAAAGAGAGAGGAGAGAGACAAGGGACAUUCUAAUGCAGACUGCCUGAUACUCUACCCCCGCCCCAAAUAAUAAUAAAUUUUGGCUCUUGUCCCCUCCUCCAACCCCCACCCCCUCAAGCUUGUGUGAGAUGUUGGGUUUCUUCAGGAGACACUGCUGAGAAGUCGCAGAGGUUGGGGAGGCGUAGGGGGGGUGGACUCCCUCUACCUCCACUCCUUCCCUCCCCCUUUUUUCUUUCUGGGAGGAGGUGGAGGAGGAGGAGGGGAAGGGGGGUUGCAGAGCAAGCUAUGGAUGAGGAGAACAUGACGAAAAGCGAAGACCAGCAACCUCUGAGUUUGCAAAAAGCCUUGCAGCAGUGCGAGCUGGUUCAAAACAUGAUCGACCUGAGCAUCUCCAAUCUAGAAGGGCUUAGGACGAAGUGUGCAGCUUCCAACGACCUCACGCAGAAGGAGAUCAGGACCCUGGAGAGCAAGCUGGUGAAGUACUUCAGCCGACAGUUGUCCUGUAAGAAGAAGGUGGCCCUGCAGGAGCGCAAUGCCGAACUGGAUGGCUUCCCCCAGCUCCGUCACUGGUUCCGGAUCGUGGACGUGCGGAAGGAAGUCCUGGAGGAGAUCUCCCCUGACCAGCUGAGCUUGGAGGACCUCCUGGAGAUGACCGAUGAGCAGGUGUGCGAGACCGUGGAGAAGUAUGGAGCCAACCGGGAAGAGUGCGCCCGGCUCAACGCCUCACUCUCCUGUCUCAGGAAUGUGCACAAAUCAGGAGGGAAUCUCUCCAAACAAGACUGGAUCAUCCAGUGGCCCACCACGGAGCCAGGCCAGGAGAGCAACCCUGUGUGUCCCCCGGAGCCCAGCCCGUGGAUCCGAACCCGCCUCUCCCAGAGCCCCAGGGUCCAGUCCAAGUGUCCCCAGCACUUCUGUCACACCAGCCCUACGCCUGGGGCCCCUGUAUACACCCAUGUGGACAGACUUACUGUAGACGCCUACCAGAGCUUGUGCCCACCGCCGCCCCUGGAAUCAGGUCACCGCUCCCUGCCCCCAUCACCCCGGCAGCGGCACGUAGUCCGCACCCCACCUCGCACUCCGAAUAUUGUCACCACCGUGACCCCUCCUGGCACACCACCCAUGAGGAGAAAAAACAAGCUGAAGCCUCCGGGGACUCCACCCCCCUCCUCUCGGAAGCUCAUCCACCUGAUCCCUGGUUUCACAGCACUGCACAGGAGCAAAUCCCAUGAGUUCCAGCUCGGGAACCGCGUAGACGAGGCCAACACGCCCAAAGCCAAGAAGAAGAGCAAACCCUUGAACCUCAAGAUCCACAGUGGCGUGGGCAGCUGUGAGAACAUCCCUGCCCAGCAGCGGUCUCCGCUCCUGUCCGAGCGCUCCCUGCGGUCCUUCUUUGUGGGCCACGGGCCCUUCCUGCCCUCCACCCCGCCCGUCCACACUGAAGCCAAUUUCUCUGCAAACACACUCUCUGUACCUCGAUGGUCGCCACAGAUCCCACGCAGAGACCUUGGCAAUUCCAUCAAACACAGGUUUUCCACCAAGUACUGGAUGUCUCAGACGUGCACGGUCUGCGGGAAAGGGAUGCUCUUUGGCCUCAAGUGUAAAAACUGCAAGUUAAAGUGCCACAAUAAAUGCACCAAAGAAGCCCCACCCUGUCACCUCUUGAUCAUCCACCGAGGAGACCCAGCAAGGUUAGUGCGAACGGAGUCCGUCCCCUGUGACAUCAACAACCCUGUCCGGAAGCCUGCCCGAUAUUCCGAUCUCCACAUCAGCCAGACGCUCCCUAAAACCAACAAAAUCAACAAGGACCACAUCCCUGUCCCCUACCAGCCAGACUCCAGCAGCAAUCCCUCCUCCACGACGUCCUCCACGCCCUCCUCACCGGCACCCCCCCUCCCUCCCAGUGCCACGCCGCCUUCUCCCCUGCACCCCUCCCCGCAGUGCCCGAGACAGAAAAAGAACUUCAACCUGCCAGCUUCCCACUAUUACAAAUACAAGCAGCAGUUCAUCUUCCCAGAUGUGGUACCUGUACCAGAGACGCCCACCCGAGCACCCCAAGUCAUCCUGCAUCCUGUCACCUCGAAUACAAUCUUGGAAGGGAAUCCGUUACUUCAAAUUGAAGUGGAACCAACCUCCGAGAAUGAAGAGGGCCACGACGAAGCAGAGGAGUCUGAGGAUGAAUUUGAAGAAAUGAAUCUGUCCCUCCUCUCAGCCCGAAGCUUCCCACGCAAGGCCAGCCAGACCAGCAUCUUCCUUCAGGAGUGGGACAUCCCGUUUGAACAGCUAGAGAUCGGCGAACUCAUCGGGAAGGGCCGCUUCGGGCAGGUUUACCAUGGACGCUGGCAUGGCGAGGUGGCCAUCCGGUUGAUUGACAUAGAGAGGGACAAUGAGGACCAACUCAAGGCCUUCAAGCGGGAAGUGAUGGCCUACAGGCAGACGAGGCACGAGAACGUGGUGCUCUUCAUGGGAGCCUGCAUGAGCCCACCCCACUUGGCUAUCAUCACCAGCCUCUGUAAGGGACGGACACUCUACUCCGUGGUGAGGGACGCCAAGAUUGUCUUGGAUGUCAACAAAACCAGGCAGAUUGCACAAGAGAUUGUUAAGGGCAUGGGCUAUCUCCAUGCCAAGGGCAUCCUUCACAAGGACCUCAAAUCGAAGAAUGUCUUCUACGACAACGGUAAAGUGGUCAUCACAGACUUCGGGCUCUUCAGCAUUUCUGGGGUGCUGCAGGCUGGCAGGCGGGAUGACAAGUUGCGGAUCCAGAACGGUUGGCUGUGCCACCUAGCCCCAGAGAUCAUCCGCCAGCUGUCCCCUGACACAGAAGAGGACAAGCUCCCGUUCUCCAAGCACUCGGAUGUCUUUGCACUUGGCACCAUCUGGUAUGAGCUCCACGCCAGGGAGUGGCCAUUCAAGACCCAACCAGCAGAGGCAAUAAUUUGGCAGAUGGGCGCAGGAAUGAAACCCAACCUCAGCCAGAUUGGCAUGGGAAAAGAAAUCUCGGACAUACUGCUCUUCUGCUGGGCCUUCGAGCAGGAAGAGCGGCCCACCUUCACCAAGCUCAUGGAUAUGCUAGAGAAACUGCCAAAGCGGAACCGCCGUCUGUCGCACCCCGGACACUUCUGGAAGUCUGCAGAGCUGUGACCAUGGACAUUGGCCAGCAUCAGCUGCCUCACCCCCAAACCACCUCUGUCCCUCUGCUCUGCCCUCUGCCAGCUCAUGAGGCCCAGGCUCACCAUCAGGGAGUCCUGCCACCGCUCAGCCUGGGAGACCUGCGUGACGGACAACGUUGCAGAGGCUGUCCACACCUUCGACUUGUACCCCGUUACUCAGGCAGGAUCAGGGACCACUGAACUAGGAUCAAACUGGGCCAGAGAGGGUCCCGUGCCUGGCGUGAAGAGCUGCAGACUGAGCACAACACCUCUGGGCUGCGGGGACCAAGACACACGCCCUGGGGGCAGACGCGGACUCACACGCUGGACCAGUGUGCGUGUGUGUGUGUCUACAGGUGGACGGGGCCAGCUACUUUCCUUCCGCCGGGAUGAGCCAGCUAUGGAGUGCCCCAGCCGUGCUAUCCUGGAACACAGGACAGAGAACCAGAAACAACACACCUGCUCCGUUGUCAAGGCUCCCAGGCCAAGGUCAGGGUAGGGAGGGGGUAGACUGAGCUUGCAAACAUCUGUUCUCAGAGGCCCCAUUCCAAGCUGGAAGUGACUGGUAGCCGCCAAGCACACAAUUCCGAAGACAGUAGGCAGUCCUGUGUGUCUUUUUAGCACAGAGCCUCUCCGAGGACCAGUCCCUGACCUCCACCCUCCUCCUGUUUUGUAAGAACAUUGUUCUAAAUCACCUCUGCCCACACUAUCCCGGGCACCUGGAGACCACCAUAGCGUCUCAGCUGAUAUGACAUCUGGGGGCCCUUGACAGUUCACCAUCAUCCAUGGCUCCCCCAAAGUCUGAGUCCUGAGAACGGGAGCUGUGACGAGAGAGGUCUAGUGAGUUUUCUCUGUGGCGCUAGCACUGCUGGGGUUAAGUUCUCCCACCAUGAUGGAUGCGGUCCUGGGUGUGCAUGAUGGGUUACACGGGCGUGCGUGUAACUGUUUACAACGGUCUCCCUGCCUCUCACCGGCUGUGUUCCUUGUCAGGGAGGUGAGGGGAGAAUACACAGAGAGGUUUCCAAGGUCUCUGCCCUCGCCUGGUGCUGAAUCCUGAGUGGUUUCCCCACUGAGGACCCUGGGACCCUGGGGCCCUCCCUUACUGUGCCCACUCAACAUCCUGUCUCCCGAGCCUUUCUUCAUUCCUUGCUGGAGAUGGAAGCUUUUCUGGUUGGUGUUGGGCUGCACCCCUCCCCCACACACAAUAUCCUCCCUGAGGCAUGUUGGGGAUGGGUACAGAGUGAAUGGGAAGGAGAGCCCUAAGGUCAUUGCUCCACUCGUCCCCAGCAAUCGGACCUGACAGGAGAGGAAAAGUUGUCCCCAAGCAGAGAAGUAGCAGAGGUAGCUAGGCAGCGAAAUCCAAGCAACACACAAAACCAUCCCCCUUUUUGAGUGGCCCUAAUAGAUUCGUACCCUGGGACCAAGCAUGCAUGCAUAGCAGGAAGACUGAUUGACAGUAGUCAAGCUUCUAGAGAGAGAGACGUACCCUAUGACACCCUCAAGUCUUUUCAGGUCCUUCUCAAACCUCUUUGCAACGCUCCUGCUGUCUGCACCUGGGGUCCUGGGACCCACCCAAGUUGUUUCCAUGUGAACAUCCCUCUCCUGGUGACAUCUGUCUCUGUGGCUCAGCUUUUGUGCCUCUCACAGACGGUUCCCAUACAUUUGCUCAUGGCCCCAGGCUCUAGAGUCGCUAAGGACCGUUCUCGACAACAGCUGUAACCCCAUCUAACAAGCCCCGUUCUGAAUAUAUCCCUGUGGCCAGGGCUGGGCAUCUUAGAAUUUCUUGUUUCUCUUUAAUCCCAUCAGGACCUCUUUGGUCCACGGACCCCAGUCUCUGUCACAGGCCUUUGUAUCUUGGAGGAAGUAAGAGAGGAGAGGACCAGGGAGGACUGAACCACUGGGACCCUGAAGUGUCCCCGGGAACUGGGGCCCACUCAUCUUCUCCUGUUUGUAGCUGAAUGACCCAGUCGGGUACAGUUCUGGGUGCCCCAAGGAAGCCAGAGGAAGGCGUCUCAUCAGGAAGGAGUAACCAGUCACCUGCAUCCCAGGGGUCUCCCUGCACUUAAGCUGGGGUCUACAGUCUUUCACACAUCCACAGAUGAAUGUGGUGGUAACCUGCCUGUAAUCCUGGCACUCUGGAGGCUGAGGCAGGAGGAUAACAGGUCUGGACUACAUACGAUUUCUGAGAGGCUGUUAGUGAUUAAGUACUUGGAUGAUACAGGGUGAGUCUGGGCCUUCCCUGCUCCUACGCCACUCUUCCACUUACAGGGUCUGGGUCUCUUGGAUCUAGGUCAAAUGUCACCUCUUCACCCUCGCUCCUCCCUGACCUCCACACCCACCGAGACCUGUACCUGGGCUGCAGGCUUCAUCACUGGCUUCCCUCCCUACCUUCAGCUAACCGGCUGUGGCUUGCUAGUAGCCCCUUAAUGUACAGAUAUCUGAAUUAAGGAAUUAAAAAAAAUCAGUCUCUUCCCUGAGGAAGCAGCUGGGGGAAAUGUAUUCCUUCACCUUGUACAGAGCCAAUGGAAAGAGAGGAGGCCAUGCAGUUAGAAACAUUUCCCCUCCCAACUGCUGGCCCAUCCAGCAGAUCGCUUUGUACAAUGUCCCUUGUUCUGCCAGACCAGCCACCCGCUCCACCAACACCAAAUGGCUUCUGUUCCUGCUUUACACUGCAAAUCCUUCAAGACAUGGGCUUCAGAGGGGAUGAGUCCCUUCAAUCCUUGUACUGGGACAUCAUCUAUGUCCCCAUCCCCAGAGCUAGAUUAGAAACUCCAAGUAGCUCCUUGGAUUGUUUUGUGGGGGUUUAACCCCUUACUGGACAAAGAGAUGGGAAGCCAUUUCCCCAUGUGCUCCUGUUUUCUGUAGCAAUUUUGAACUCUUGACCAAUAGAAAUCCUAGACUGGUGUUGCUAGGCAACCGACUGUAUCCAGGAUACCCAGAGUAGGAGGUGGGUAGAGCUCUUGUCCAACACACACAAAGCCCCAAGUUCCAUCCCCAGUACCACAUAAACCAGGUGUGAUGGUGCAUGCCUACACCCCCACACAAGAGAGGUGGAGACAGGAGGAUCAGAAGUUCAGGCUCAUCCUUAGUUAUGAGUGGGUUUGAGAGCAACCUGGGCUACAUGCGACCUUGUCUCGAGAAAUAAUUUCUGCAAAUUCAGGACACUUGGCACCUCAUACUCCAUGUUCAUGUCCUGCCUGUGCCACAAGCAUGCACAAAGCCAGACUUUCCUCAUCUCCCGUAUCCCUUGUCCCAUUUUGCAUGUGGUCACCUAAGGUGCACAGACAAAGAAGAACCACUCACUUAACACUUCACUGGGGGCAUCGAGCUCCAGCCUGCAAAGUGGAUUUUUACAUCCUUUGCAACUGAGGGUGAAAAAAAAAAGUCAAAAGAAGAAAAAUAUGACUCGGGCAAAUUCAAGGCAAUUCAAACUUUCCGCCAGUCCCAUAUUGUCCCUAGCAUUGGCAAAACUAUUUGCAAGACAGCCCCUGUGACCUGUAGAGUCAAAAUAUCUUGUGGCUUGGUCUGUGGCCAGUUUGGCUGGCCUAUGAUAUAGCGGGCUGUCUUAGUGGUGAGACUUCAGGGGGGGCACCCUACAGGAAAUGCAAAGGUUGAAACGGAACAGACAGCUCCCUGACCCUGACUGGCCAGGUGUGGUGCUAGCUAGGAUGUGAGUCAAGCCCUUGAGGCUGCUGUGAGCUAUCAGAUGUGUCCAACCCACAGCCCACAGACCGCAUGUGCCCCAGGACAGCUGGGAAGGUGGCCCAGUACAAAACUGUAAACUGACUUAAAAACAUUAAGGGUUUUUAUUUUAUUGUAGUUUGUUUGCUUUUUUUUUUUGGUGUUUUUUUUUUCCUUUUCCAUUUUUUUCUAACUCAAGUAUAGAUGACAAUGUCGUGUCUCAGUGUCCAUGGCAUGAGAUCACAGCUAGCUAGACUUCAAGGCUGCCUGGGUCAGCCAGUGACGUCAGCACACAGGCCGGCUUACACAACAGUUGCUCAUUUCUCUCAGAUCUGGGGUGAUCUCUGAGGUGCCUUCCUGUAAUCUCUUGCCUCUGGGAUCAUCUUUUUCUGAGACCACUAGUAAAACCGCCUUUCUCCUUGGACCUCUUUGAAGACUCUCUGAAUGUAUGUUGGAGAUUUCCAACAGGUGUUGGGGAAGACUCAAUAAUAUGAGCCUUAUGGGGGUCAUCAUCAUUCCUGUACCAAUGGAGGUGACUGAGGCUGUGGGUUUUCAGUACCUACAGACCUCCCAUCUCUGGCUUUUCAUUCCCACUCUGGGCAGAACUUUGAGUCCCCACAUGGGCCCUUCAUCUCCUCAUGCCCUGACUGUCUUCUUUCCACACAUCCACCCUCCGAGGGACUGGUCUUGUUCUGAGAGUGAUUCUGGUGAAGCUGAGCCUCCCUCUGCCCCAUGUUGGCUUCUGUGACAAACUACCAAGAGGCUUGUCACCAUGAAGAUGCAUGCUCUCGCCAUCCUAUAGAUUCAAAGUCCGAACACAAGAUGGCCCCAGGACCAAGCCCCUCUGGAAUUUGUCUGGGAGUGUUUUCUUCUUGCUUCUUGACGUGUAGUGGUAUGUGAUAAGCUCGGAUGUUCCCUGGCUUGUGGAAACGUCUCUCCAACCUUUACCUUUGACUCCACCAGUCACAAUGAUGAUCUUGCAUCUGUCUUCCUGUGGCUUGUUUUAUGAGGACCCAGUCCUGUUGAAUCAGGAUGCUGUGAAUUAGUUAUUUUGUAACUUGUGAUUGUAACCAAUGCUGGCUAGAAACAGCAUAGGGGAGUAAUUACAUGGUUUAGGCUCACAGUUUCGAAGGGCUCGGUCCAUAGCUGCCUGACUCUGUUUCUGGGCCUUUCUUGAGGCAGGUAUUCAUCCUGGUAGUAUGAGAGUAAGGAGGAGGAGUUUCUUCAUGGCAAACAGGGAGCAAGGAGCAAUACAAGAAGGAGUCAGGGUGAGAUGUGUCAUUGCCACUUCCUCCAGCUAGGACCUUUCAGCAUCACAUUGUGAAUCUAUCCAAGGACUUGUGGGUUAGGUCAGAGGUAUCAAUAUAUCUCCAGAAAGUUCUUCACAGAUACCCAGAGGUACUUCAUUGAUCUCUUGAAAAGCAUUUCUUAAUUCUGUCAAGUUGUCAAUCAAGAUUACACUCCACACUGCUUCAAGGGCCUGCACGAACCUGUUUCCAAUCAGGGCCCAUUCCGAGGCUCUCGGGCACUACCUAAACCCCAGCACUCUCCCAGCAACUCUCCUUUGAAUACAUAUGCCAUCUUGCUUUCUUUGUGGCAAAACCCUGGGUCUCCCAGAGACAGAUUUCCCAGAAUCCCUGGGCCCCUUCUCAAUCCUACCCAUGUCAGACAUGCCCCAUCCUUGACUCCUGAUAAGACAUAGACUUCAGCACAUGAGUGGUUAGAGUAGGCAAUGUGGAAGUACCAAUAAGGUUAUUGAGAUGAGGAUCUAGAAAGAUCUAUGUAUUAAAAAAAAUCUAGAAGGAUGAAGAUCUCAAGCAAGGAGAGUGUGUGCCUGCUAAUGCUCCUGCCACUGUUCCCCCUUCCUCUGCCCUUGGCAGACAUUGCUAAUCAAUCUCAGCACAGCUUCUAACUACAGUCAUAGAGCAUUUGCCACAAAGGCCCUGAAUGUGACUAUGUGUGCUGCUGAGAAGGGAAGGUAGUUUCCCCCCCCCAGAAAGUCCCCUCUAAUAAACAUUGGUGGUUUUAGAAUUCAUGCCUCAGAAUUUUCCAGAGACCCAAAUCACUCAGGGUCCCCGUAGUGGAUAGUCUGCCUGGAACUGUACAAGAGUUAAUUUCCCAACUGGGAAGAAAACUUAGCCAACUGGGAAAGGCUUCUUUCCUGGUAACCCUGCUGCUAAUACUAUGUUGAAACUGUUGAAAUGAAGGAACUGACUCUAACUGCUUUUUGGCCUCUUUCUGCAAGGGAAUCUCAAAAUCAAGUUUUUACCCAAUGGCCUCUGGGAUCCACUCUCUCUACUCCUGAACUCUUUUUUUUUUUCUUUUCUUUUUUUCGGAGCCGAGAACCGAACCCAGGGCCUUGCGCUUACUAGGCAAGCGCUCUACCACUGAGCUAAAUCCCCAACCCCUACUCCUGAACUCUUAAAAUGCCACUGAUAAUUAGGGUAGUGACCAAGAAGACCUUCCCUGGCCCGUCUCUUCAUCGCCUGACCCAUUCCAUCUCUUGCCCAUGUGCUGAGAAAGACUGAAAACUAGUCAUCAUCAUGCACUUACUCACGUUCGAUCUGCAGACCAGCGCUCCUCUCCACAGAGCUGGCAGCCAUUGUUGAUGGCUACAGGAUAGAUACAUUAUGGAUCAUUAGAUGUGGAAGUCUGAGGGUUCCAAUCAAAGCCUGGCUAUUUCUUCAUGUUUUUAAACUGCCUUGACUUCUCUCAAUGACCGACUUCAGAUGCCAGGAUAUGAGAAAUGCUAGGUCCAGGGAUGGUGGGGAUGAUUCUGUCCAGUGGCAGACAAUACCUGAGAAGCAGCCAAUUAUGAAGAUAGAGGUUUUCCAUGUACAGAAGGCUGGGAGAACUCAAAGGGGUGUGGCCAGUUAUGUACAGAGGUGAAACUGAAGUCUGAAGGAAGAAGAGAGGCAGGAAGGUCAGACUGGCUGAAUCUUAGUGCUGUUGACCUUGGACCCAGUCAGUUCUUAGAUUUCUGUCAUAGCCCAGGCUAGCCUCAAACCCUUGAUCCUCCUGUCCCUGGUAGAGAAACAGCGACUAAAUGGUGUGAUAGAAUGUGACUGCUCUGUCCCUUAUCUGGCUGUCACCGAUGGAAAGUUCCCUGUGUCAUGCCCCUAAUCAGAUCCAGGGGACCCAAUGACCCAGAAUUGUAGGGGACAGAGGAGAAGGUGGGCAUUACAAGAGGCUGGAGCUUGGAAAGCACUUUGGAAAUUUGAUACAUGUGACCACCAAGCACCACCCGGGGAAGAAACUAGGUCACUGGGACUCUGUCCCCUGAGGGUCCACUGACUGUCCCCGGGUGUCUCUGCUGUACAUAGGCCAGUCACACACCCUUCUAAAAGCCUGCUCUUGUUUGCUUUUGUCUCUUCACCAUACUCCCCGGCCACCUCUUCCAAUGGCGCCCUGACUUAUCAGUCACCUGACCCACAGACCCCUGUGGACACACUAGACAGCCUCAUCCUAGGUUGUCUUGGCAUGGUCUCUCUCUGUGUACAGCGAGUUCCCUCCAUGAACGAGCUGGUGGACAUCAAAGACACACAGGGACAUGGAGAUGAGUUGAUGGAAAAACCUCCACGCCCCACAUAAUUCUCGAAUGUGACGGGCCAAGUGAUGGUUUAUUAUCAAAGAGGCUGACAAUGACCCAGGGCUCAUUGUGAGUCCCGGGCUGAAUCUGUUAUGGAGCCUAAAGUGCGGGAGAGACUGCCUUAGACUCGGUGGGGUGGGGGUUCCCAUUACUGCAAGUAUCGAUAUGGGCUUGAGGCACAGAAAACAGCACCUUGGCCGACUGUAGAACUCCCUGGGGUGGGGGUGGGGUAAAUGAAUGGGGCUCACAGCCCAACUUCAGCCUGAUUCAACUCGUAUUUCUCCUGCCCCUUCCUCUGGCUGCCCGUGACCUCGCCAACAGGUCCUUAGCAUUCUCGGUCCUUCUGGAGCAUACUUUGGACACUGUUAUCCUUGUGGAACCAUUAGCACUUGCUGUGUUGCUGGUUCCCAGGGGAAUGGCUGCAGUUAAAAAAAAAAAACAAACAAACCAGCACCUCCAUAGUGCCCUGGUCUCUGUCAUCUCAGCACCUAACUGAAUCUUCCACCCCAAAGCGUACCUCUCAGGAUAUCCCCGGGCACAUGAAGCUGAAAUGGAGAGACAGUGGGUAUCUCCCACGCACUUAGAUGCUGAUGGCCUGGGGACUAUAAACAGGGACAGUUGGGUCUCCUAAGAAAUAGCUCCUUGGUAUAGGAUGCUGGCAUCUACCAGAGGGAAACCGAGAUGUCUCCAUCCCCUGACCACUAAGGCCUUUGUAGAAGCGGGAAUCUCUUCCUCCUGACCCACGACCCCAAGGUCAAAGCCAAGAGCAUCGUCUGCGGCACACAAGUCGGUCUCCAUGGGCACACAGCCUUGCCAGACUCUACAGCCCAGGUUCCCACUCCAGACAUGUUGUUCCUACAUCCCUGACCCAAUGAUCUUUCUAGGGGUCUGUCACAUGUCCUAACAGGUGGACAGCUUUCUAUGUCACCAACCUGAGGGAAAUCCCUCCUUGUAAAAAGGCUUUCUCUUUGUAAAUUAUUCUGUUGCCUUUUUCUAAACACAAAGUAUAUAUACCUAUAAAUGCUAUAUAUAUAUAUUAUAUAUGUGUAUAUACAUAAAGACUACUUCUUGUACAGCCCUCCACGGACCUCAGGCCCACUGUUUUCUCCGUGUCUGUCUGUACCGACUGUUGCAGAACGAGCUGAUGUAUGACCUUGGUUCUCCAUUUCCCUUCUGGACCACUGUCUCUUCCUUUUCCUUUUUCGAUCUGUCUUGCUGUCUGUCUCUCUCACGCAUCGCCAACACAUUGCUGGCAAAGAAUGUUUGGUUUAGGUGCCAUCCAAGAAAGCAAGCAGGAUGGAUGGAUGGCUGAGUGGGUGGAUAUGUAUGUGAAUGGAUGGAUGGAUGGUUGUGUGAAUGGAUGGGUAGAUGGGUAGGUAGGUAUGUGAAUGGGUGGAUGAAUUGAUGGGUGAGUGGAUGAAUAGGUAUGUGAAUAAUGGAUGGGUGAAUGGAUGGAUAGGUAUGUGAAUGGGUGGAUGGAUGGAUGGAUGGAUGGAUGAAUGGAUGGGCAAGUAGAUGAAUGAGUAUGUGGGUAGAAGGAUGAGUGGGUAGAUGAUUGGAUGAAUAUGUUGGUAGAUUUAUGUAUUAGUAGGCAGGUGAGUGGAUGGAUGGAUGGAUGGAUGGAUGGAUGGAUGGAUGGAUGGAUGGACAGGUGGAUGGAUGGAUAAAUGGAUGGAUGGAUGGAUGGAUGGACAGGUGGAUGGAUGGAUGGAUGGAUGGAUGGAUGGACAGGUAGAUGGAUAGAGGGAUAGAUGGAUGAGUGAGUGGAUGGACAGGUGGGUGGGUGGGUAGACGAAUGAGUAAAUGGCUAGAUUGAUGGAUGUGUGGGUAGGUGAGUUGAUGGAUGAAUGGGUGAGAGUUUGGAGAUGAAUGAUUGGAUGGGAGGGUGGGUGGGUGUAUAGGCAGGGGUUAGGUAGCUGGAUGGAUGGAUGGAUGGAUGGAUGGAUAGAAGGAUGGAUGGAUAGGCAGAUGGGUGGGUGGGUGGUCCACUCUGUAUAUUUGUAUAGAUCAUUUAUAAAGUUUUCUACACUUCUCAAAAAAAAAAGUAUUUCUAACCUUGGCUGUUGGACAGUCUGUGAGCCUGCGAGCCGGCAAGCCUGUUGUUUCUUGUGUUUAGUGCAAUGUUAGUGAGAAUCCAAUGUCUGAGUUAUUUAUGCCAAUAAAGAAUUUGAGAAUUACUGCA